Molecule: messenger RNA, 1432 nt
Organism: Rhipicephalus sanguineus (brown dog tick)
Lineage: Eukaryota; Metazoa; Arthropoda; Arachnida; Ixodida; Ixodidae
Exons: 4
Coding region: 1-756 (251 amino acids)
Source: RefSeq, a predicted model, not a curated record
AUGCUGACGUUGAGCCUGCGGCACAGGGAACUGGACCAGCGUCUGGACCUAGAUCUGCUCCUGGACCGUGAUCGCCCUGCCGAACAAGAGCGUCACCCGCGGCCCUUGCGGCCCCGGGAGGAGGAAGCCCUGUCCGGGUCGGGUACCGAAGAAGAGUACGAGGAAAAAGAAGGGCUGCUACAGGAGAUAUGCAGCCUCGCAAAAGACUUCGCCUACAAGGUCAAAAGCCGCAAAGCGCAGUCCUCUGCCGGUCAGAGGGUCAGUGCGGCUUUGACUCGCGACACUGCCGCUGCUACGUUGGUGCCAGCGUCGCAAGUCGCCUUCGAGCCACUCAGCGCAGAUGCAAGUUGUGACGACGCAUCUCAGAGUGCUGCAGACCUACUGGAGAGAAUUGUACAGGGCACCGACAUAGCCGCAACACCUGGCCCCUCGAACGAAACCACGACCACUGCUAAUAACCCGCGGCAAGAGGCAUUAACGAAUGCGGACGACAGGCCCGAUACUGAAGGAGCUGCCCAAGUUGUGCCUAGAAGACGCAGGGCUGAAGCAGCGACGGCUAGUGCGGACUAUGAAUUCAUCGAGAAGAGGUGGAGACACGAGAGGGCCCUGAAAGAGAAGGAGCACGCGCUUGAGAUGGAGCGUUUGGCCGUCGAAAAGCUCCGAAUCGAGCGAAAGCAACAACGCUCUGAGCAAAGGCACGCACUGAAACGAGAGAGAACUGAAAGAGAGCUGCAACUGAGAGAGCGGGAAAUGUAAAUUCGCGAACGCCAGCUGCAAGCACAACUCGACGAAGCGAGCCAAAGAGAGCAGCUGUCGAGAUUCCACAAGGCUACUCAAGAGGCGAUACUCAAAAUUGUAGAAACUAUUUGUGAAAAGUUGGCAAAGUAAAAAGCAUGUAAAUAACAUUCGGCUGGAUUGACAAGAACGCAGACUAAAUAAUGUAACAGCGCUUGUGGCUGGGCCGGAAAUCCAGCCCGCGACCUCAACCUUAAUUUUAUUAUGGAAAAAUUUCAGUGUUGCCGAGAAGACACUUCGAGAUUGUGUACCUGAAUUAUUCCAGCAGAAGAACCGACAUUUGGGCGAGUUUGACUGCGUUAAACAUGACACGAACACCAGCGUUCGUGUUCCUCCUUCUUUGUGUUUUGUCGUUUGCGCUGAAAAUCACUCAUCAUGUUUAACUGAAUUAUUACAGUUGUACAUUUUUGCAAUAAUCUGCCUUAAAUGUACUUCAUGUGCAAUACGUCUUUUUUUCCUUUACUCUGUCAGAAAUGGCGACACACAGGUUUCUGCCUGAUGGCCACACAUGCCACCAAACUUUUGACUCUACUAUUCACUGGCAAGCGGACCUCGUCAUUUUCGCAUCACAUUUGUUUUUAAAUUGUUCGUAAAAUUAGAGCUUCAUAACAUGAAAGCCAGCUGCUUACUUCUUCCU